GGGGCCGACCCGCAGUACUCCUGCGGCGUUUCGCGUUGCCGCGAGAGGUCACCCGGAGGGGAGGAGUUCGCUCAGGUGACCCCCCCAACGUUUUGGACCGCGCUCCUCCGUGACUCCGAUGCCCCAGCGGUGGGUGCCGGCCUCCGGUAGCCUAGGCUAGGCGUCGUGGGCAGAGGGGCGGGCGGGGCGGCUCGGCCUGGGCGGGGUUGGGGCCUCGAAGGCCCCUCCCCAGAGCUGGCCUGAGGGGCGCCCUCCAGAGGGUGCCCAGGACGGCCGAGCCGAACCCGCCCCGGAGCUUGCCUGCAGGGCUGCGAGGCGAAGCUGCCUUAGGCGACGGGGGAGGUGUGCGGUCCCAGCCAUGCCAAGCCUCAGAGCUCGCUCUGAAGAGGCAGAAAUGGAGCCCUCAGUUCCUGGACCAUCUCCUUGGAUCCCUGCAGCCCAGCCGUGUGUGAGUGAUGCUCCUGCCAUGACCCACCGUGGAUCUACACUCCGUGAUCCCCAGUCCUGUGGCUACACUGAGCCAGGAACCACCCCCUCUCACCAUCAGCAGCCAGAUUGGGACAGCAGGACUAAGGACAAGGAGUUUCUUCAGAAGAGAGAAGUUUCUGAGGAUUUGGAAUCACAGGCAGAAGUAUCAGAAAACUACACCAGUGAUUUUUCCCAGGCUUCUGAGCUUGGAGAACUCUGUGAUGAUGUACUGGAGAGAGACUGGGGAGCCCCUGACAGUGAGAGACAGGUGCAGUCCAACUACCAGGAGCGGGGCUUCACACCAGUGGCAGUGCUUCUUAGCAGCACCUUAGAGAAAGAGCUGGGCUGUGAUGACUUUGUGAGAAACUUCAGUCUGAGCCCAAACCCAAUGGAAUCUCAGGGAAUUCCUACAGAAGAGAGGCUACAUAUGUAUGACCUGUGUGACCACAGCUUCCAACACAGUGCAGAGUUAACUAGCCAUGAAGGGCUUCACAUAGCUGAAAGCCCACUCAUAUGUAAUGAUUGUGGGAAAACCUUCAGAGGAAACCCUGAUCUUAUUCAGCAUCAGAUAACCCAUACUGGACAUACUGGACAAAAGUCCUUCGUAUGCAAUGAAUGUGGGAAAUCUUUCAGUCAAAACUCAUUUCUUAAAAGUCAUCAGAGGUCUCAUGUGAGUGAAAAACCUUACCAGUGCAGCGAGUGCAGGAAAACCUUCAGUGUGCAUUCAAACCUCAUUAGGCAUCAGAUUAACCACAGCAGUGAGAAGUCUUAUGUAUGCAAUGAAUGUGGAAAAGCCUUCAGCCAGAACUCAAGCCUUAAAAAGCACCAGAAGUCUCACAUGAGUGAGAAGCCCUAUGAAUGCAGUGAAUGUGGGAAGGCGUUUAGGCGAAGCUCAAAUCUCAUCCAACAUCAAAGAAUUCAUUCUGGAGAGAAGCCGUAUGUGUGCAACGAAUGUGGGAAGGCCUUUAGGCGGAGCUCAAAUCUUAUUAAACACCACAGGAUUCAUACAGGUGAGAAACCUUUCCAGUGUAAUGAGUGUGGGAAAGCAUUCAGCCAGAGCUCACACCUGAGGAAGCAUCAGAGGGUUCACACUGGAGAGAGACCUUAUGAGUGCAAUGAGUGUGGCAAACCAUUCAGCCGGGUCUCUAACCUCAUUAAGCAUCACAGGGUUCACACUGGAGAGAAACCCUAUAAGUGCAGUGACUGCGGGAAGGCCUUCAGUCAGAGUUCAAGCCUCAUUCAGCAUCGAAGAAUUCACACUGGAGAAAAACCUCAUGUUUGUAAUGUGUGUGGAAAAGCCUUUAGUUACAGCUCAGUGCUCAGAAAGCACCAAAUAAUCCACACAGGAGAGAAGCCAUAUGAAUGUAGUAUCUGUGGGAAGGCCUUCAGCCACAGCUCAGCCCUCAUUCAGCAUCAGGGUGUGCACACAGGUGACAAGCCCUAUGAAUGUCGAGAAUGUGGGAAAACAUUUGGUCGGAGCUCCAACCUUAUCCUUCACCAGCGUGUUCACACUGGGGAGAAACCCUAUGAAUGUACAGAAUGUGGGAAAACCUUCAGCCAGAGUUCAACUCUCAUUCAGCAUCAGAGAAUCCAUAAUGGAUUGAAACCGCAUGAAUGUAACCAGUGUGGUAAAGCCUUCAACCGAAGCUCAAACCUUAUUCACCACCAGAAAGUUCACACUGGAGAGAAGCCAUACACAUGUGUUGAAUGUGGUAAGGGUUUCAGCCAGAGUUCACACCUCAUUCAACAUCAGAUAAUUCACACUGGUGAAAGGCCAUAUAAAUGCAGUGAGUGUGGGAAAGCCUUCAGUCAACGUUCGGUCCUCAUCCAGCACCAGAGGAUCCACACUGGUGUGAAGCCUUAUGACUGCUCUGCUUGUGGGAAAGCCUUCAGCCAGAGGUCCAAGCUGGUCAAACACCAGCUGAUCCAUGCUAGGGAGUGAAACAGCUCCAUUCCCGACUCCUCUGACCAUGUCAGACUCUCACCCACUUCCCAGACUUGAAGCCAGGCUCACUUGCCGUCCUGUAACCCUAUAUCCUACUGUCCACAAAGCCCCUCCCUCUGUCCCUUAUCAUCAUCCUUGCCUCGGUGACCUCUCAUUUCUUGUUCGCUUUGUGUAUAUAUUUUGGUAUCAGACUGCCACAUUUAUUAGGAGGAAAAAGAUGAUAGAAGCUACAUAUUCAUGAAUAGAGUUUAUUGCUGUAACCAAACAGAACCAAAAAAGUAAGCUGACAUAUGGUUUGAAAUAACAACAGUAAUUCUUGUAUUUGGUAAUUAGACAAAAAGAGUGAGUUCUUUGUCUAUGGCUAUAAUUGAUAUUCUGUUUACAUAAAUCAGGUCAAGAGUU
Suricata suricatta (meerkat) is the source of this 2815-nucleotide messenger RNA. RefSeq names its product zinc finger protein 16 (gene ZNF16). The record is from RefSeq and is a predicted model, not a curated record. Lineage: Eukaryota; Metazoa; Chordata; Mammalia; Carnivora; Herpestidae. The transcript is spliced from 3 exons. Gene Ontology annotation, molecular function: DNA-binding transcription factor activity, RNA polymerase II-specific; RNA polymerase II cis-regulatory region sequence-specific DNA binding. Gene Ontology annotation, biological process: regulation of transcription by RNA polymerase II. The coding region runs from base 359 to 2410 and encodes 683 amino acids.